CACAUUAAAGGGCAAGGAAAAAUGAAAUUUUCAACAAUUAUUCCAUUUUUCAGUUGCAUUACGAUCGCCACAUGUUACCAGUGUAAAUGGACUGCAUGUGAAGGCAGAUUGAUGAAUGGUGAUGAAAUCUGUGGCCAUUACGGAUAUGCUGUAUACACAGGGAAACGGCGAAGAGGCGAUUGUAAUUGGGAUGCGGAGGAGAAAUUAUGUUGCUCAAAACCUCCGCCAGUUGCCUGUAAGUGGUCAUCAUGCGAAGGAAUAUUUAAGAGUGGCAAUGAUGUCUGUGGAAGAAACAUAAUUGGUCAUUACACCGGUAGAAAGAUUAAAAGCGAUUGCAAGUGGGAUUCAGCGAGAAUGGAAUGUUGCGACAAAGCCCCAAUGAGUUUGGGAUGUAAAUGGGUUCCAACUUGUUUGUUAGAAAGCUACGAAUCUCGAGAAGCUAAGUGUGCCAAUGAAUUUGGAGCCGAAUAUAUGCCCACAAGAACUUUGCGUUGUGCUAAUUUAUUUGGCGUUGCGUAUGAAUGUUGUCCAAGCAAUAUAGAACAAGAAGAAAAUUUAGUAUUCGAUGAGACACAUUGAGGCAUUGAGGUAUACGACGCCAAAUUUGGAUUAAACCAUACACGUCGCACAAA
Messenger RNA from Bradysia coprophila, 632 nucleotides. RefSeq lists its product as uncharacterized. NCBI's taxonomy places the organism in Eukaryota, Metazoa, Arthropoda, Insecta, Diptera, Sciaridae. The record is from RefSeq and is a predicted model, not a curated record.